This is a messenger RNA of Mauremys reevesii (Reeves's turtle), 3549 nucleotides long. It is a transcript of the gene RABGEF1, whose product is annotated as RAB guanine nucleotide exchange factor 1. Gene Ontology annotation, molecular function: guanyl-nucleotide exchange factor activity; small GTPase binding; zinc ion binding. The coding region runs from base 117 to 1715 and encodes 532 amino acids. The record is from RefSeq and is a predicted model, not a curated record. The transcript has 10 exons. Lineage: Eukaryota; Metazoa; Chordata; Testudines; Geoemydidae. Gene Ontology annotation, biological process: vesicle-mediated transport. Gene Ontology annotation, cellular component: cytosol; endocytic vesicle.
CGCACGCACGCGCGCUGACGCCGUGGCGGGGCCCUGAGGGGAGGAGCGUCGCGGUUGCUGGCGGCGCAGCUGGAGCGGGGCUGAGACGCCGCCGCCGCCCGGGAGAGCCGGAAGAAAUGAGCCUAAAGUCUGAACGCAGAGGAAUUCACGUUGAUCAGUCAGAGCUACUGUGCAAGAAAGGAUGUGGUUACUAUGGAAACCCUGGUUGGCAGGGCUUCUGCUCCAAGUGCUGGAGAGAAGAGUACCAUAAGGCAAGGCAGAAGCAGAUUCAGGAUGACUGGGAGCUGGCAGAGCGACUUCAGCGUGAGGAGGAAGAAGCCUAUGCUAGUAGUCAGAGUACACAAGGGGCCCAGUCACUCACCUUUUCCAAGUUUGAGGAAAAGAAAACAAAUGAAAAGACACGCAAGGUGACAACCGUGAAGAAAUUCUUCAGUGCUUCUUCCAGGACAGGAGCUAAGAAGGCUGCUCAAGAGAGAAAUCUUAAGCAAGGACAGCUUGGGAGGGAGCGAAAUGCUGAUAACAUUCUCAGGGACUUGAAGGAGAUUUUUACUCCCUCCUGGGAGCUGGCUUCCCCUACUGAAGCAGAGAUUCAUGAAGCUAAGGCUCCUAGCCCUUCGAUAAACAGGCAGGUCAGCAUUGAGACAGAUCGAGCGUCCAAGGAGUUUAUAGAGUUUCUCAAGACCUGUCAUAAAUCUGGUCAAGAAAUUUAUAAGCAGUGCAAAAUAUUUUUGGAAGCAAUGCAUCACAAAAGGGAAUUAAGUAUUGAGGAACAAUCUGAAUGUGCCCAGGACUUCUAUCAAAACGUAGCAGAGAAAUUACAGACCCGUUCGAAAGUUUCCCCAGAAAAAGUUGAGAAAGUAAUGGACCAGAUUGAAAAAUAUAUCAUGACCCGAUUGUAUAAAUAUGUGUUCUGCCCUGAAACAACUGAUGAUGAGAAAAAGGAUCUGCUUGUCCAAAAGAGAAUCAGGGCUUUACACUGGGUUACUCCACAAAUGCUGUGUGUUCCUGUUAAUGAAGAAAUUCCAGAAGUCUCUGAUAUGGUUGUGAAAGCAAUUACAGAUAUUAUCGAAAUGGAUUCAAAACGUGUCCCUCGUGAUAAGUUAGCAUGUAUCACCCAAUGCAGCAAACAUAUCUUCAACGCUAUAAAAAUCACAAAAAACGAACCAGCUUCUGCUGAUGACUUCUUACCGACACUCAUAUAUAUUGUUUUGAAGGGAAACCCACCCCGCCUGCAGUCCAACAUCCAGUAUAUAACCCGCUUCUGUAAUCCAAGCAGGUUAAUGACUGGAGAGGAUGGCUACUAUUUUACCAAUCUGUGCUGUGCUGUGGCCUUCAUUGAAAAGCUGGACGGUCAGUCUUUAAAUCUAAGCCAGGAGGAUUUUGAUCGCUACAUGUCGGGCCAAAUGUCUCCAAAGAAACAAGAAUCUGAAAACUGGUCUUCUGAUGUGUGCCUAGGUGUUAAACAGAUGUAUAAAAACUUAGACCUUCUCUCUCAAUUGAAUGAAAGACAGGAAAGAAUUGUCAGUGAAGCCAAGAAGCUUGAGAAAGACCUUAUAGAUUGGACUGACGGAAUAACUAAGGAAGUCCAAGAUAUUGUUGAAAAAUAUCCAUUGGAAAUAAAACCAAAAAAUCAACCCUUAGCAGCUAUUGACUCCGAAAACGUAGAGAAUGAUAAAUUGCCCCCACCACUGCAGCCUCAGGUUUAUGCUGGAUGAUAAUUUACCAGGAAAGUAUUAACUGCAAAAGGAAUUUUUACACACCUAUUACUAUUUGCUGCUUGGAAAGGGGAAUACGUUUGAGGCUAAAAAAUCAAAUGAGUUUAAAUCAGUACAUUUUUAAAGGUACAAUUAUUUUGUUUAGAGUGUAAUAAAUUGUAUUUAUUUUAGUCAGAGUAGGUUUCUAUUAGGCUUUUGUGGGUUUUUGAACUGAAUUUAAAUUUUCUACACAAAGCCAAUGUAAUUUUUAAGCAACACUAGUCCAUUGACAACUUUUUCCUGAAAGCUUCCUUCUAGGCAUGCACUUGUGUUUUUAAAUAAUGAGUUUAAUUUAAAUUUAAGAAGAAAAAGAUUAGCAGUACUUCUUGAAUGAUGCAAGGCUGGGCGUUCUAGCAGAAACUCAAAGGUACCAGUGUUCCAGAGCCUGAAUUUAUUCUAUAGUUGUAAUGAUGAAAGAUAUAGUGUAAAAUAAAUAUGUAGAAUUGUAAAUAGGUUUAAAAAAGUAAUGUUUCAACUGUGCAUGGCACCUUGUGUAUUAGUACAAAAUGAUAUAUAAAAAUGUCCAUUUUUAGCAGCUUUUAUUUAGUUCAACAUGAACUUCACGGUAUAUAAGGAAGUACGCCAUUAAUGUAUUUUAGCAAGCUGGAUGAUGCAACAGAAUGAACUGCAGAUUUGAAAGCUUGACAGAACUAUGUCAUAGUAUUCAUAGCUUUUAAGCUCAUUCUUUAUAAUAACUCUUGGGAUCUGAAAAUGGAAAUAUUUUUUUCAUCUUAACAUUUGCCUCCAUUUUUGUCAGUACACUGAUGGUCUGUUGGGUUGCAGGUAGUUGCUGGUGUUGCUUAUUUCUAAGAAGAAAGAGCAUUGAAGCAGGUUUUGGAAGGAGAGGAAAAUGACAGCCUUGGAACACGAUAGUUGUGGGGGAAAUGGCUCAAAUGCUCGGCCAACAGUGACUGACUCCCAUGCAUCAUAUGAACGUGUUUUAGAGGCUACUUUAUUAAGAGCAUGACCCUUUGCUAUGAGCAAGAAAGAGCACAUUUAUUUUUGCAAAAUUGCACUAUUCCAGGCUUUAGUGAUUUUUGAGUACUGAAAGUGAACAAGUUAAGCAUCAAGGUUAAUACAGUUCACUUCACAAAAGCUUUACAUCACUGUGUACUGUAUUUCAUGUGAAAAAUAACCCGGUAGUCCACUCCACAAAACAUGUAACCAUUUGCAGAUUUUUUUUAUACUCCAGUGAAACAUUUUAUAUAUCAUUUUAAAUAUCUUCCAGUUAAUUUAGUCUGCCAUGGCUUGUACGUGUACCUGUGAUAUUUAAUGCUUUUCAGAGAUAUUUUCCUUAGCUUGGCUAAGGGCUGUUCUUAAGCAACAUUAAAUUUUUUCCAUCAAAGGGAGGGUACCUAUCCCUUCAUUGUAUUCCAUUGCUUUAAAAAUACUGAUACUUCAAAAUUUGCACUGCAAUAAUUUCAGACCAAAACUGUGACUUGUCCUAUUUUUAAUUCUCAAAUUGCUGUGUUUAGCGGUUUGAACUAUGCAUUCCUAGUGUUUUAAAGGUAACUAAUUACCCACAUUUCCCUGCAGAGAUGCAGCAAUGAGUCAGUUGAUCACAAGAAAUUACUCUGAGUAGUUACUGUACAUUGAUGAGACUCUGCUCCUAGACUGUUUAAGACCUGGUCAAUGCUUGUAGUGAGUGUUUAUUUUCUCUACAUACAUUAGGUGCUAAUUCUGAUAUCCAGGUACACAUUUGUCUCUUUCCUAAAACUAAAUAAAUAAAUAAAAAUUGUACACACCUUUUAGCUACUGCAUACUAAAUUGCUGUUAAAUAAAAAUAUGUGCAUUA